Messenger RNA from Cuscuta epithymum, 2341 nucleotides. NCBI's taxonomy places the organism in Eukaryota, Viridiplantae, Streptophyta, Magnoliopsida, Solanales, Convolvulaceae. The record is from the annotation of a GenBank genome assembly.
UUUACCUAAUUUAGUGUUGCCAACUCAUGGUGUCCAAAUUCCGAAUGAUAGAGUGAGAUGUGAAUGGCUCACCGGAGAGUUACCAUCUGGUUUACAUGUGGGGCUUUUUGUUUGUUCUUUCACAUUGUAGAUUUAAUUUGUUGUAUAUAUACCCACACAUGGUGAGCUCAGUCAGUCAACCAAUUCAAUUAUUAAAAUCAUUACGGAAUAUAGCAGCUAGAUUGAUUUGUAAUAGAGAGAGAGGGGGAGAAUAUAAUGCAUCGGCGGUGGUGGACGGCGAGGGUGGAUGCGAAGUUGUGGAGCGCGGGAGAAGAUGCGGCGUGGGUGAUAUGGGAGGAGAUGACGGGGCUCCGGGUGCCGGUGGCGGCGGCGCUGAUGAACAUUGCGGUGUGGGUGUGCCUGGCAAUGUCCGGGAUGCUGUUCGUGGAGCGGGUGUACAUGGGGGUGGUGAUGGUCCUGGUGAAGGUGCUUGGGCGGACGCCGGAGAAGCGCUUCCGGUGGGCGCCGCUGCAGCAGGGAGACGUCGAGGUCGGCAGCGCGGCUCAUCAUCCUAUGGUUCUGGUGCAGAUCCCAAUGUACAACGAGAGAGAGGUGUACAAGCUUUCGAUAGGAGCAGCAUGUGCACUUUCUUGGCCAUCCGAUCGAAUCAUAAUCCAAGUUCUUGAUGACUCCACCGACCCCAUUGUUAAGAAUAUGGUGGAGACGGAGUGUGCAAGAUGGGGAAGCAUUGGGGUUGACAUAAAGUACGAGAUCCGAGACAACAGGGACGGGUACAAAGCGGGGGCGUUGAAACAGGGCAUGAAGCGAGAGUAUGUGAAGCAGUGCGACUACGUCGUCAUCUUCGACGCUGACUUUCAGCCCGACCCCGACUUCCUCCUCCGCACCAUCCCUUUCCUUGUCCAUAAUCCUGACCUCGCCCUCGUCCAGGCUCGCUGGAAAUUCGUGAAUGCGGACGAAUGCUUGAUGACGAGAAUGCAAGAGAUGUCACUGGAUUAUCACUUUACAGUGGAGCAAGAAGUUGGCUCUUCCACCUAUGCUUUUUUUGGCUUCAAUGGAACAGCAGGUGUUUGGAGAAUUGCUGCCAUUGAUGAAGCAGGUGGAUGGAAUCAUCGGACGACAGUUGAGGAUAUGGACUUGGCUGUCCGCGCAAGUCUUAAGGGGUGGAAAUUCUUGUACCUUGGUAACAUCAUGGUGAAAAAUGAAUUGCCAAGUACAUUUAAGGCCUUUCGCUAUCAACAGCACAGAUGGUCAUGUGGCCCAGCCAAUCUCUUGAGGAAAAUGUUCAUGGAGAUAGUUAGAAACAAGAAUGUGAAUCUGUGGAAGAAGAUCUACGUAUUAUACAGUUUCUUCUUCGUGAGGAAGGUGAUAGCCCACAUUACCACGUUCGUGUUUUACUGUGUAGUGAUGCCCACAGUUUGUCUGGUGCCUGAGGUGGACGUUCCCAAAUGGGGCGCCGUUUAUAUUCCCGUCAUCAUCACUCUCCUCAACAGUGUGGGAACUCCCAGGUCUUUUCACUUGAUAUCUUUCUGGCUACUGUUUGAGAAUGUGAUGGCACUCCAUCGCACAAAGGGUACCCUCAUAGGGUUGAUGGAGAUCGGGCGGGUGAAUGAAUGGAUUGUCACUGAGAAAUUAGGGGACGCCAAACCAGCUUUCAAGUUCAAAUCAAUUGGGGAAGCUUUUAAAAAACCACGCUUUAAGAUUGCAGAAAGAGUCCAUGUGGUAGAGGUUGGGAUGGGUGUAUAUCUGACGAUUUGCGGGUUGUAUGACCUGAUAUAUGGGAGGCAGUUGUAUUUUUGGUACAUUCUUCUUCAGGGGAUGGCUUUCUUUAUCAUUGGAUUCGGAUAUGUGGGCACCAUCGUUUAGCAAAUUACGUACGUACGUACGUGCUUCAAUUCAAUUGUUUUCGAUCUCAAGAAAAUUUUAAUGCUCAGCGGUUUCAAUGCAUGGAGAUACAAUUAAAUAAUAGAGAUCGAGAAUAUGUUUAGAGCUAGCUAGGGUUAAUUAGCUAUUGGACGUAUGCAUGCAUGCUUUGAAUCCCAGGGGCUAGCCAAGGGGAAUUGAAGUACGUACGUAGAGAAAGGGCCGGCCUCAUCAGCUCUUGCAUGCUUCUGCACCACAUCAUUUCCAGUAAAUUAAUUGUACCAUUCGUUUUUACUAUUCAUUUUAUAAAUAAAUAAAUAAUUCUGUAAUUUGCUUGGCUUCCCUCUUUAAUUUGUAUGCAAUCAUGUAAAAAGAACAUUGUUUCCAUCAUUCAUAUUAAUUCUUCAGUUCGAUCAGAUGAAUAAUAUAAUGAAAGCAAGAUUAAUCAAUCAAUACCAUCAAAGUCCAGUUUUUUCACGUC